Lymnaea stagnalis (great pond snail) is the source of this 9498-nucleotide messenger RNA. The record is from the annotation of a GenBank genome assembly. NCBI's taxonomy places the organism in Eukaryota, Metazoa, Mollusca, Gastropoda, Lymnaeidae.
AGCUGUUUCCUCCCCUGAGCUGAACAGUCCCUGGUAUAAAAUGGGACCCGUACCGGUCCCGGCAAGUCAGCGCUCAUCACUGUAUCACCAUGGCUCAAGUCUUGCUUUUUGCGUGUUUGAUUGUCGUGGCAGUGGCCCAGUCAGAGUUGAGGAGAGACCCAACAGGUAAGUCUUUGAUUACAACAUUCAAAUGUCUCAUCUCCCUGAUACUUUUGCCGAGAGGAAUCUCAGACUUCACAUACAACAUUUAAAUGUCCCAACGCUAUGAUAUUUUGCGCCGAACAGAAUCUCAGCCUAAACAAGCAUAGCAUUAAAAUGUCUCAUCUUUAUGAAAUUUUGUGCCGAACGGAAUCUCAGCCUAAACAAAAAUACAGAAUUAAGUUGUCUUAUCUCUGUGGCAUUUUGUGCCGAACGGAAUCUCAGCCGAUACAAACAUACAAACUUUAAAUGUUUCAUCUCUAUGACAUUUUGUGCCGAAUGGAACCUCCGCCAUAAUAAACUACAGUUACUGAAAAAAAUGAAAGGAAUUUAAUUGAAACUUAACUUUUGUGUUGGAUUGACAUGACCAGAGGCACACUUAGAAAUGAUGAAACAUAUGAAAUAAGAAUAUAAUGUCAAAACAAGACAUUUACAUGAAAACAAGACAUUUACAUGAAAACAAGACAUUUACAUGCAGAGAAGACGUUUACAUGCAGUCAAGACAUUUACAUUAAAACAUAACAUUUACAUUAAAAAACAAAACAUUUACUUGAAAACAAGACAGGGACAUUAUUUUGGUAGGGCAGGGUGGAGCAUUCCCCCCCCCCCCCNGUAACAUGGAAACAUCACAAUAACAUGCCAACAUCACAGUAACAUGGAAACAUCACAAUAACAUGCCAACAUCACAGUAACAUGGAAACAUCACAAUAACAUGCCAACAUCACAGUAACAUGGAAACAUCACAAUAACAUGCCAACAUCACAGUAACAUGGAAACAUCACAAUAACAUGCCAACAUCACAGUAACAUGGAAACAUCACAAUAACAUGCCAACAUCACAGUAACAUGGAAACAUCACAAUAACAUGCCAACAUCACAGUAACAUGGAAACAUCACAAUAACAUGCCAACAUCACAGUAACAUGGAAACAUCACAAUAACAUGCCAACAUCACAGUAACAUGGAAACAUCACAAUAACAUGCCAACAUCACAGUAACAUGGAAACAUCACAAUAACAUGCCAACAUCAAAGUAACAUGGAGACAUCACAGUAAAUUGAAAACAUCACACUAACAUGGAAACAGGACAUUAUCAAAUGGAAAACUAUUUUUUUCAUCUAUUUAAAACGUGACUUCCGACAACCAUUCAGAUUAUUCAUUGAUUUAUGACAUAAAUAAUUCUUAUUCAUAUUUUUUGCGAAAUGUAUUUUGUUUUUCAAAAGUCUGUUCAAACUCUAAAAUAAUCAUUCAAGAGGUGGAUGAUAAUAUUCUGAUUUUAAUAUGUCUUUCUUUUAAACAUAAAGUUAUGUCAUAGGUCAUAUUUAUAGACAGAGCUGUAUCACAAGUCAGAUUUAUAGAAAUAGCUGUAUCACAAGUCAAUUUAUAGAAAUAGCUGUAUCACAAGUCAGAUUUAUAGAAAUAGCUGUAUCACAAGUCAGAUUUAUAGAAAUAGCUGUAUCACAAGUCAGAUUUAUAGAAAUAGCUGUAUCACAAGUCAGAUUUAUAGUAACAGCUCUUUCAUUGUGACUUUAUAUCACUGUCAUUUCAUUGGACAGUUUUCAUUUGAUAAAUAAACCGCUGGAAAUGUUAUAGUUAUAUUAUAUCACAGUUUUGUUGAAAUAAUAUGAUCUUAUCUCACUGAAAAAAUUAAAUGGAUCUUUACGUCAUUAAAAAAAGUAUGGCUAUUUCAUUGGCUAGUGUAUUAUUAUUAAUAUUUUAUGGAAUUGUACUAAACUUAGCUGUGUGUAUCUCUGUUGUCAAACAUCUGUAGAGAAAUGUGAGCGUGAAGUCGAUGUGGUCAUCGUUGGCGCCGGUGUUACUGGUGCCUACUCCGCCUACAGGUUGAGGAACACCAGCCAGUCCAUCGAGAUUGUCGAGCGUUCUGACCGCAUAGGUGGCCGCCACUACACCGCCGUCUUCCCAGAAGCCCCCAAUAUUCCCGUGGAGCUCGGUGUCAUGAUGUACAGUGCGGAGGUUCACGACAGAAUGGCCAAACUUGUGGAAGAGCUGGGUACGUACAAAUAUUGGGGUUGUAACAGUUCUGUUUCACUACAGAAGGGCCAAGCGUGUGGAAGAGCCAGGUAUGGUGUACGGGAGAUGAGUGAAUUAAGAGUUUUGCAUACGAGAGUACGUAGUGUUUUCUGAGGUAAUUGAAUGGAACCAUUUGGUUGACGUGAUUAAGACGUCAUUGUUCUCUGAGAUGCGUGAAUGCAAUAAUUCUGUUUACGAGCGAAUGACGUCAUUGUUCUCUGAGAUGAUUGUAUGUAACCGUUUGGUUGACGAGAGUAGGACGACAUGUUUCUCAGAUCUGACCCAGGAGGAAUACCCCGAGGCUUUUGGCGUCCCCAAUGAGAAGAUGUACUUGAUGAGAGGUCAACAUCUGAAAGAGGAGGACAUCAAAUCAGGGGCCCAGAUCCCUUACAAUCUCACCCCUGAGGAGAAACAGAACCAAGGUCGCUUCGUCAAGUAAGUUGGUUAUAUGGUCAGCCACCUCUGCCCUUCACCUCUGCCCUUCACCUCUGCCCUUCACCUCUGCCUUUUACCUCUGCUCUAUAGAGUGCAUUAUCAAAGCUUUUUGAUGCAAUUUGCUCCAGUAUCUUAUAUUUUGGAUACGAUGGCUAAAAUUAUCUCUCUUUGAAAUCUAUCGACAGCAAUAUCGCAUCUCUUUUAUUGUGUUGGUUGUUAAAUCUAUCCUAUUUAUUGAGUUGGUUAAUAAAUCUAAUCAAUUGAUUGUGUUGGUUUAUAAAUCUAAUUAAUUGAUUGUGUUGGUUGAUAAAUAUAUCAAUUGAUUGUGUUGGUUUGUAAUUUCAAUUGGUUGCAUUCGUUGAUAAAUAUAAUCAACGAGAUAUAGCUCGCCAAAUAUUGGCGACAGCAAUGCGUGAACUUUCCAUAAAUCUAGUAAAGUUACUUGACAAAACGUGAACUCAAGUAACGCACAUAAUUUGCUACACCCCUUCCCCCAUGAUACGCCACUGCACACUUUUUAUUUCACGCCCGUGAACUAUAUUAAUAUUCUCAUGUCCCAACCACUUUUAAACCGAAUAGUUUGGACGCAAUGCUUCAAUUGAGACGAUUUCAUUUUCGAAAAGAAAAUAUUACGCACCAAACGCUAUUGCGUUAUUAAAAAAAAAAUCUAUCAUUUAGCGUAGUUAUUGCCAAUUAUAUUUUGCUCACUAGUGAACUCAUAAUUGAACUACCCUCUGGCGCAUCUAUAUAUAGCCUGCGUGGUGUUUGACCUUUGCUGGUGAAUUAUAUAUAGAGAUUGGUUGUGUUUGCUGUUAAAUCUGAUCAACUGAUUGUGGUGCUUGAUAAAUCUGAUCAACUGAUUGUGGUGGUUGAUAAAUCUAAUCAACUGAUUGUGGUGGUUGAUAAAUCUAAUCAAUUGAUUGUGGUGGUUAAUAAAUCUGAUCAACUGAUUGUGGUGGUUGAUAAAUCUGAUCAACUGAUUGUGUUGGUUGAUAAAUCUGAUCAACUGAUUGUGGUGGUUGAUAAAUCUGAUCAAUCUGACGCUAUGGGUCUGUCUUCCUAGGAUUGGCUCUAUUGUUAAUAUUGUGUAGACUGUUUCAUUUCUCAGUGUUGGAAAUGGCAGACCUGUGAUUUUUCUGUGUUUAUGAUAAAUGAUCCAAAUCUCUACCCCCCCCCCUUCCUCCUCCACCUCUCCCUACCCCCUCUCCCCCUCAGGUACAUCCUGGAGAAACUGACCGGUCAUAAAGAAGACACACUGCCUAGAGAAGACCGCAUGAAACUCAAGGUCAAGGUCACUGGGGCAGAGGAAAAAGAGCUGUACAAAUACACGUGAGUGUGUGUGUCAGUGUGUGUGUCAGGGUGCGUUUCAGGGUGGGUUUCAAUGUCUGUCAGUGUGUGUGUGUGUGUCAGGGUGAGCGUCAAUGUGUACGACAAUGAGUGUGUCAGUAUGUACACCAGAACGUGUGUCAUGAGUUUGACUAUUCAGUAUAGUAUACUAUGACUAUUGUAUACUAUGACUAGAAUACUACGACUAUUGUAUACUAUGACUAUUGUAUACUAUGACAAUUGUAUACUAUGACUAUUAUAUACCGGGUAUAAGUCGCUUCAACAUUUAAAUUGCCGAACACAGUUUCUCCUUAUGCAUGGAAAACGACAGGGACACAUAGACAGUAACACAUAAACAGUGACAUAUAGACAGUGGCUCAUAGACAUUAGUACAUAGACUGUGGCACGCAGUCAGUGGCACAUGGACAGUGGCACAUAGACAUUGGCACAUAGACAGUGGCAUAUAGACAGUGGCACAUAGACAGUGGCAUAUAGACAAAUCUUUUUUGUAAAGUACAUUUACUCAUCUGCUCUUUUUCCACAAAAAACGGUAAGAGGGGUAACAUGAUAACUUAUGUGAAGUUGCCUAUUUUAACAUGGGUCACGUGAUCCAUUUCAACAUGUGUGAUCUUCUGCCUCUAGCCUAGAAGAGGCUCUUGACAAGGUCACCAGCCCAGACGGUAAAGCUUUCUUCUACGCCCUCGCCAAGUUCGACUCACCACAUUACAAGGACGCAAGCGCCAUCUUGGCUUUUGGAAAUGAAUUCGAUUACUUCAGGUAGAAAUAAUCGCACGUCAUGAUUUACACAAACAGAAUCAAUGCUCGAAAACAAUUUUUUAAACAUUUCUUAAUGAAAUGAGGAUUGAAAUGUGUUACUGAUAGAGAGAUGUAAUAUUUAGAAGAUGUUACUGAUAGAGAGAUGUAAUAUUUAGAAGAUGUUACUGAUAGAGAGAUGUAAUAUUUAGAAGAUGUUACUGAUAGAGAGAUGUAAUAUUUAGAAGAUGUUACUGAUAGAGAAAUGUAAUAUUUAGAAGAUGUUACUGAUAGAGAGAUGUAAUAUUUAGAAGAUGUUACUGAUAGAGAGAUGUAAUAUUUAGAAGAUGUUACUGAUAGAGAGAUGUAAUAUUUAGAAGAUGUUACUGAUAGAGAGAUGUUAUAAUUAGAAGGUGUUACUAAUACAUUUAUGGUUUGCUAACAUUGCCCGUGUUCUCCUCCCCCCCCACACACACACAGUGGUAACAUUUCUCUGCACAAAAUCAAAGAAGGUAUGGAUGCCCUGCCCAAAGAGAUGAUCUCCAAGUUCCUGGAGGCCAGUGAGAAGUGAGCAGAUAUUUAAUGGUGUUUUUGUUCUUGUUAUUUUGUUGGUUUUUUUUCAUUUCUAUUAAUUUUUUUUUUCUUAUUCGCUCUGAAUUUUACUUGCUUUUUUUUUUUUAUAUAAAUGAAAAGACUGCAUUCAAGCCUAGUAAUGGAGAUGUCUUGAGUUGUUGACUGUGCUCUGUUCUUUGUGAUAUUUUCAUUUCUACUGUUAGCUGAAGAAGACUUUAUGCCGAAACGUCCUUAUCUUUUUGUCCUGCUCUCUAAUUCAAGCUUCCACAUACUUCGUUUUGCUAUUUCAUUUUUUCUCUACCUCUCUCUCUCUCUCUCUCUCUCUCUCUCUCUCUUUCUCUCUCUCUCUCUCUCUCUCUUCCCCUCUCUAUCUCGUUCCCUCUCUAUGUUUAUCUCGCUCUCUCAUUCUCUCCCUCUCUCUCUUUUUCUCGCCACCUCUCUCAUUCUCUACCUCUCUCUCUCUCUCUCUCUCAUUCUCUCUACCUCUCUCAUUCACUCUAUUUCUCUCUCAUUCUCUCUCAUUCUCUCUUCCUCUUUAUCGUGCCUCUCUCUCUCUCUCUCUCCUGCUCUUGUUGUCUUUUUAAUUAAAAACUAAAUGAAAAACUAGUAUGGAAAAUAAAUUUAAUGAUCUGUUUAUUGAUACGCCAUGGAUUGUGGAUACGGUGGAUAUGUGGAUACAGUGGAUAUGGUGAUCAAUAUUGAAAACUAAGUUGAUUCCAUUCAUUGAUUUCUUUAUUCAAUGUAUAUACGAAUCUAUUGACUUCAAUGAAUCUAUCGACUUCAAUGAAUCUAUUGACUUCAAAUGAAUCUAUUGUCUUCAAAUAUAUGUAUUCCUUUCCUCUUGAUCCAUUGACUGCCUAUAUCUCCCCCAGACACAACAUAACCAUGAACAGAGACGUAGACUCCAUUCAGAGAGUCAAUAAUACCAGAUAUCUGCUCAGACUGAAGAAAACCAAAAGUGAGGACGGCCUUGUCAGUGAAACUGUGAGUGGCACGUAGACACACGGCACGUAGACACACGACACGUAGACACACGGCACGUUGAAAUAUCACCAUUUUCUACAACACACAUGCAGACACACCACAUACACAUGCAGACACAUAUCACACAACACACACAUGCAGACACAUGGCACACCACACACAUGCAGACACACUGCACACCACACACAUGCAGACACAUAGCACACAAAACACACAUGCAGACUCAUGGUACACAAUAUACACAUGCAAACACACGGCACACCACACAUAUCCAGACACACGGCACACCACACACAUGCAGACACAUGGCACACAAAACACACAUGCAGACACAUGGCACACAACACACACAUGCAGACACAUGGCACACAACACACAUAUGCAGACACAGGGCACACCACACACAUGCAGACACAUGGCACACCACACACAUGCAGACACAUAGCAAACAACACUCACAUCCACACACAAGGCACACCACACACAUGCAGACACAUGGCACACCACACACAUGCAGACACACGGCACACCAAACACAUGCAGACACACGGCACACCACACACAUGCUGACACAUGGCACACAACAGACACAUACAGACACACCACACACCACACAUGCAGACACACGACACACCCAACACACGCAGACACACGGCACACCACACUCACACAACACACACACACACACACACGGCACACCACACACAUACAGACACAUGACACACCACACACAUGCAGACACACGGCACACCAAACACAUGCAGACACACGGCACACCACACACAUGCUGACACAUGGCACACAACAGACACAUGCAGACACACGACACACCACACAUGCAGACACACGGCACACCAAUCACAUGCAGACACAUGGCACAUCACACACAUGCAGACACACGGCACACCACACACAUGCAGACACACGGCACACCACACACAUGCAGACACAUGGCAGACCACACACAUGCAGACACAUAGCAAACAACACUCACAUGCACACACAAGGCACACCACACACAUGCAGACACAUGGCGCACCACACACAUGCAGACACACGGCACACCAAACACAUGCAGACACACGGCACACCACACACAUGCUGACACAUGGCACACAACACACACAUGCAGACACACGACACACCACACACAUGCAGACACACGGCACACCACUCACAUGCAGACACAUGGCACAUCACACACAUGCAGCCACACGGCACACCACACACACGCAAACACACGGCACACCACACACUCAUGCAGACACACGGCACACAACACACACACGCAGACACCCGACACACCACACACAUGCAGACACACGGCACACCACUCACAUGCAGACACAUGGCACAUCACACACAUGCAGACACACGGCACACCACACACAUGCAGACACACGGCACACCACACACAUGCAGACACAUGGCAGACCACACACAUGCAGACACACGGCACGUAGACUUCAGUUCAAUACUUACAUUGUUAGACUUCAGUGUCAUUUACAUUUUCUUCUUAUAUUUAAAAUACAUAUAUAUAUGUUGUCAUCUUCACCCCCAGGGACUGGAUGAGUUCAUCUGUGCCCGUAAGGUCAUCUUGGCCAUCCCCAAGGACGCCCUCUUGAAGGUUCAGUGGCCUGAGCUCAAGUAAGUAUCUUUAGCUCUUCAAUUUGUCUUCAAUAGACUCAACUAGACGUUUUGUCACAAUGGAGAAUAAAAUGAUUUAUAGUUUGGGAGUUAGGGGGGGGGAGGGGGAGGGGAAAAAGGGGGGAGGGGGGUUGCGCUAUUGAAAUAAAAUAAAAAGCUUGAGCAGUGGGACACAUUUCAUUGUCGACAUAAAAAGCUUGAGCAGUGGGACAUAUUUCAUUGUCGACGUAAAAAGCUUGAGCAGUGGGACACAUUUCAUUGUCGACAUAAAAAUCUUGAGCAGUGGGACACAUUUCAUUAUCGACAUAAAAAGCUUGAGCAGUGGGACACAUUUCAUCGUCGACAUAAAAAGCUUGAGCAGUGGGACACAUUUCAUUGUCGACGUAAAAAGCUUGAGCAGUGGGACACAUUUCAUUGUCGACAUAAAAAGCUUGAGAAGUGGGACACAUUUCAUUGUCGACAUAAAAAGCUUGAGCAGUGGGACACAUUUCAUUGUCGACAUAAAAAGCUUGAGCAGUGGGACACAUUUCAUUGUCGACAUGAAAAGCUUAAGCAGUGGGACAUAUUUCAUUGUCGACAUAAAAAGCUUGAGCAGUGGGACACAUUUCAUUGUCGACGUAAAAAGCUUGAGAAGUGGGACACAUUUCAUUGUCGACGUAAAAAGCUUGAGCAGUGAGACACAUUUCAUUGUCGACGUAAGUUUUCAGAUUGAAAGAUUAUUCUGAGGAUAUUUGAACAUAUUAUUUAAACUAAUUUUUUUUUUCAUUGUUCUCCAGAGCCAAACCAAUUGUGGACGCCCUCAAUGCUUUGAGAUCCGUUCCGAUGAGCAAGGUCGUUAUGACCUUCGCCAAGCGCCACUGGCAGGAGAACGAGGCCACCAAGGCCACUGUCAAGUUCACCGACUCCCUGGUCGGCAAAGUCUACGAGCUUGGCAAGAGCAACACGUCCGAUAGCUAUGUCCUGCUCGCGAGCUACGCCGAGGGGGAGAAGGUCCGCGUAUUCGAGGAGUGCAACCAGAAGGGACUGCCCAUCGCCGGGUCUGAGCCUGGAGAGCUCCGUGUGACGGAAGACAUGAAGGCUGACGUGCUCGCCGAGCUGAAGAACGUCUUCUGGGGAGAAUGGAAGGCACCCAUGAAAUCUGCAGCCAAGUUCUGGACUCAGCACCCCUUCAGAGGUGGGUCCACUGUUUGGAGGGCUGGGUUCCACUUCUCCGAGAUCAUUGAACGUAUCCAGCAUCCGUCUCAAGAUGAUGACGUCUACAUCGUCACUCGUGAUAUCGCCGACGGCAACAAGCAGCUGUGGACUGAGGGCGGUCUGGAGUCUGUAGAGAGGAUUAUGAAACGUCACUUCUUUUAAGACACCCCCCUCCCCACGCGCCGUGAUUGAUUAGAAAGAUGAGACAGUAUUGAAAUGCCAAGAUGGGAUGUGUUGGAAGGUCUGGUGAAUCCGAGAUGUGUACCACAAUAAUAAACACAGUUCCCUGUAAUAAAAUUGUUCAGUGGUUAGUUUAUGGCCAGUUUGAAAUGAUUUAAAUAAAUUGCUGAUCUAAAAGAU